This is a messenger RNA of Anthostomella pinea, 1137 nucleotides long. Lineage: Eukaryota; Fungi; Ascomycota; Sordariomycetes; Xylariales; Xylariaceae. The record is from the annotation of a GenBank genome assembly.
AUGGCAGCAGCAGCUAUGCUGGAUGAAACACACGAGGGUUUGCCCCCAAUUCCUGGCGAUAUCAACACGUAUAAGCUUGGCACCAUAAAUCAGCACAAUGUUGUCAUUGCGGUCUUGCCACACGAUGGAUACGGCACGAACAAUGCAGCAGCCGUCGCGAGCAAUAUGGAGAGGAGCUUUCCUUCUCUUCGGGUACGUCUCAUGGUCGGUAUCGGUGGCGGAGCUCCUGGCCAAGUCGAUGUCCUACUAGGCAACGUAGUGGUCAGCAAUAGCGUUGUUCAGUACGAUAUUGGGAAGGUAGUGCGGGACGGGAAGUUCCAGCCGAAAGGAACCUCAACCAGACCUCCACCAGAACUGAUGACCGCGGUUGCGAACUUACAAGCAACACACGAGACAAGACAUGGUGGACUCCCUAGGAUCCUUGCUGAAGACCUUGAACGGAAUCCAUCCAUGCUGGGAUUCGCCUCUCGUUGCCACUUGCAGGAUUGGCUGUUUGAAAGUACCUAUGAACAUGUAGAGGGGCAAGACACAUGCGUGCAUUGCGAUGCUUCGAGAAUACAAGUUCGUCCAAAUCGACCAGACACCUACCCUCGCAUCCACCAUGGAGUCGUUGCUUCUGCCAACCGAGUUAUGAAACAUGCGACAACCAGAGAUGAAAAAGCCGAGCAAUUCAAUGCUAUUUGUUUCGAGAUGGAGGCGGCUGGAUUGAUGACCAACUUCCCCUGUCUAAUCAUCCGUGGAAUUUGUGACUACUCGGAUUCCCACAAGAACAAGCAGUGGCAACCUUAUGCAGCAACGGCGGCAGCAGCCUAUGCAAAGCAAUUUCUUUCAGUUAUAUCUGUGAAUAAGUCAAGUAUUAAGGCCGCCCAUACCAAAACAUAUGCCCUCGAUGAAUGUGAUCGGCACCAGCUCUAUGACAUGAUCACCUACUUUGAAGGUAUCGGAAAGUACGCUAUUAGUCAGGGAAUCAAAUUUCUUGUCUAUUUUUCUAGCCAUUAUUACCCCUAUAUUCACAUUGAGAACGGCAUCAAAUUGACCCUCGAGGACCAGCCUGGCCAUAGACACGAUCUAGAGAAGUACGUGAGGAGCAAGCUACGAGUCGGGCCAAAGAAGCGCAUCGAAGAGAUUAGUGACAAG